AUGUCGGGUCAACCGAAAACGAUGUUUGAGAAGAUCUGGGAUGCUCAUGUGGUGCAUACGCCCGAGGGCCAGCAAACCAUUCUCUACAUCGAUCUCCAUUUGGUGCACGAAGUUACCAGCGCCCAAGCCUUCGAAGGGCUUCGACUGGCCGGUCGAAAGGUACGACGCCCGGAGCGCACCGUGGCCACUCCCGACCACAAUAUUCCGACCACCGACCGCAGCCUGCCGAUUGCCGACCCGAUUUCGAAAAAGCAGAUCGACACUCUGCGAAAGAACUGCGAAGAGUUUGGCAUCCGCCUUUACGACCUGGACAACCCGAAGCAGGGAAUCGUCCACGUGAUUGGCCCCGAACUGGGGUUCACCCAGCCGGGAAUGACGAUCGUGUGUGGCGACAGCCAUACAGCCACUCAUGGAGCAUUUGGGGCGUUGGCCUUUGGCAUUGGAACCAGUGAAGUCGAACACGUGCUGGCGACCCAAACGUUGCUGCAAUCGCAACCCAAGACCAUGGAGCUUCGCGUUGACGGGAAGCUCGGUCCCGGGGUCACGGCCAAGGACCUCAUCCUGUACCUCAUCGGGCAGAUAACCACCGAUGGGGGUACUGGCUACGUUAUCGAAUACACCGGCGAGGCCAUUCGCGCACUGAGCAUGGAAGAGCGGAUGACCGUCUGCAACAUGACGAUCGAAGCCGGAGCUAGGGCCGGAAUGAUUGGCCCUGACGAAACGACGUAUGAAUACCUUCGUGGCCGCGAGUUUGCACCACAGGGAGCCGACUUCGACGCGGCCGUGAAGCGCUGGAGCGAACUGCCGACCGACGAAGGUGCCAAGUACGACAAGUCGCUGAAGUUCGAUGUGGCCAACAUCGCACCCCACGUGACCUGGGGGACGAACCCCGGUCAGGUUGCCCCGGUUAGCGAUACGAUUCCUGACCCGGCCAAAUGUACAACCGACAACGAGCGGAAGGCGGCCGAGCAAGCCCUGAAGUACAUGGCGCUCACCCCGGGAACGCCCAUUAGCGAAGUUGUGAUCGAUCGGGUGUUCAUCGGUUCGUGCACUAACAGUCGUAUCGAAGACUUGCGAGCUGCAGCGAAGGUUGCUGCCGGAUAUCACGUGCCUUCCUCGGUGAACGCAAUGGUCGUCCCGGGCAGUGGGCAAGUGAAACAGCAAGCCGAAGCCGAAGGGCUCGACAAGAUCUUUGUGGACGCCGGCUUCGAAUGGCGCGAGGCAGGCUGCAGCAUGUGCCUGGCAAUGAAUCCCGACACGCUCAGCCCCGGGCAGCGAUGUGCAUCGACCAGCAAUCGCAACUUCGAAGGUCGACAAGGCAAAGGCGGACGCACUCACCUUGUCUCGCCCGCCAUGGCCGCUAGAUUCAUGCAGGCAUUUACGAAGUACACUGGACUGGUCGCGGCGAUGGACCGCGUGAAUGUGGACACGGACCAGAUCAUUCCCAAGCAGUUCCUCAAGCGAAUUGAACGCACCGGGUUUGGGCAGUUCCUGUUCUACGACUGGCGAUUUAAUGCCGACGGAAGCGACAACCCUGAGUUUGAACUGAACCAGUUGGAGGUGAAGGGUGCCUCGAUUCUCUUGGCCCGAGCCAACUUUGGUUGCGGAUCGAGUCGGGAGCAUGCCCCUUGGGCGCUUGACGACUAUGGCAUUCGCGUGAUCAUCGCCCCUUCGUUCGCCGACAUUUUCUACAACAACUGUUUCAAGAACGGCAUGCUGCCCAUCCGGAUGGACGACGCGACGCUCGACGAUCUGUUCAACCGCGCCGCCACUUCCGGGUAUCGAAUGACCGUUGAUCUUGAAACCCAGACGAUCACCGACGACCAGGGAUUGAACAUUAGCUUCGAGGUCGACCCGUUCCGUCGCCAUUGUCUACUGAAUGCAUUGGACGACAUCGGGCUCACACUGGAGCACGACGAAAAGAUUACGGCCUUCGAAGCGGGCCGUAGCUAG
Cladocopium goreaui is the source of this 1953-nucleotide messenger RNA. Lineage: Eukaryota; Dinophyceae; Suessiales; Symbiodiniaceae. The record is from the annotation of a GenBank genome assembly.